AUGUCUCAACACGUGAGCAGGACCGGCAGUCGUGUUGACCAGUUAACAGAGGUUCCAAUACCGUCGCUGCAGCUCCAGCCUACUAGUCACCUCUCUUCUUGUGAGGACAUGGACACCGACGUCCCGGUGAGGGGGCCUGAAGUAGAGGAGAGAAUGUCUGCGGAGGGCCAGGCCUCUACAGCCACCAACGUCAUCGCCACGGCAGGUACGGCGGAAGGCAGCGCCCCAGCCUCUUCGCAGCGGCGUCCUGGGGCGUCCAACGAAGACAAGAACUUGCAACUGCUGCUGGCCCAGCGCAGGAGGAGCCUCGAGAAACAAGCCUCUCAGCAGCAGCCUACAGGCAUCGGCCCCAGGAAAAGCAGCAAGAGGGCCAAAGAGAACACUCCUCGGCUACGUUCGAAGGGUGCCAGCCUCCUGCUGGCGAGGGAGCUGCAACACAAACGAAGGCAGGCAGGACAGUUGACCGGACUGAGCGAGCAGUACACCGACAAGGACAGAGCGGCAGCCGUCACCAUGGGCGACCAAGACAUCAAAACAUCACUCAAGGUGAAGAGGCGAGGUGAGAGGCGAGCUGCCCUACCGGAGGACCUCGACUGGACCGUUUACCUGACAGAGGCGCACAAGAAUAUCACCACGGGCCACGUCGAGACUGCGCUCAAGUGUGCUCAGAAAGCAGUGGCGUGCGGAGGUCGUGACCCAGGGGCGCUCACGACGCGCGGCCGCUGCUACCUGCUGCUGGGGCGGCUUCAAGAGGCCAUGCAGGACGCUCAGGAGGCGCUGCAAGCUGAUCCUACCAUGGUCAAAGCCGUCCUGGUGCAGGCCGAGGCGCUGUACGGCAUGGCGGAGUUCGAGCGCGCGCUGGUGCUGUACGAGCGCGGUGCCCGCGCUCGACCUGACAUGCUGCAGUUCUGCAGGGGCGGCCACCAGUGUCGCGAGGCCAUCCUCAACGUCAUUGGAGGCCGAGUAUUUCCAGAAGCGGUAGAGGAAGAGCAAGAACAAGGGGUGGUUGAUCAGCAACGGCAAGCGGUUGUCUUCACUGCGACGCCUGCGGGCUCGGAACCGUUCGUGUCCGAGAGCAGAAAUCGCAAGGGAAUCGCUUCCGAGAGCCGCUAUUCUAAUUCCAGCCGAGGGUUUGGGUCCAGGAGCUCGCGAGGGAACGACUCGAACAAACCACGUCUCCUCAUUCCUGAGGUCCAGACGAGUAAACUGGCUUCUAAGCGGUUGCUGGGAGGGUUGAGCUGCGACAAGGAGUUCCUUGCUUCGCUGCUGAACAGGCGCGGCCUCACCAGAAGCGUCGUCGCUACCGUGCCUGAAGAGACAAAUAAAUCUCGCAAUCACAGCCGCAGGAAGGAUGACAGCAGAAGUCGUCGCGGUGACCGCGACUCUGAUGAAGAGGCAGCUGCGCGCCGUGCCUCCCUGGGCAGCUCUGGCGCACUCGUCGCCGCCCAGGCUAAGCAGGCGCUCGACUCCCUCCAGUACCUGGAGGCAUUCUUAUGGCAGCGUAACCCCGCGGGGGUGUCCCGUACGGGUGAGGGGAUGAGCGUGGGUGUGGGCAAGUCACGGGGGCUGAAGAGGUCCGUGGUGUCACGGGGCCGCGGGAUGCGUAGGCCGCGGUCCGAGCAAGCGAGGCAGAGGGCGGCCCUCGUCAAGAGGGUCUCGGCGGUACUCAGGAAGCUCGAGACCCUCGAUGGACGUAAAUGGGCGGGGGCUCUGAGGGAGGGGGAGAUGCUGGUGGGGGAGGUGCGCGAGGGGGGAGGAGUGGGGGGCGAUCCACAGCUUGCAGCAGUUUUUUGCAGGCUGCUGGUGGGCGUGGGAGCAGCGCUGCCUCGCGCAGGACGAUCAGAGGACGCUCUGGCGCUGCUAACUGACGCCGCGCAUAUCGCGCACGCUAGAGACUUGCCUGAAGACGAGCAGCUGGCCAGCGAGUGGCAGGGUCGCGUGUUGGCCAACCGAGGGCAGCACGAGGAGGCGGUGACGGUGUGGCAGAUGUGCCUCAGCCGCGCCUCCACCCACCAGCGGCCGACUCUCUUCCUACUGCUCGCUAGGGGGUACCUCGCAAUGAUCGAAACUGAAAAAGCAAAGCAGUUCUGCAGGAUGUGCGUUAGCGAAGCUAAUGCCGAGGCUUCGAUCUCGUCAGCCGCUGGCAACGAACAAACCACGCAAGCAACAGCCAGUGGGAACGAUGACGUUCCUUUCCAGGAAUCUGAACUAGACAACAUCGAUGACUGGCCGAGGGGCGAUGGUUCAGAAAAGUCUCGGGACGAGCUCGCCAGCUCUGGCACGCGACGCAAGGAUCUCGAGCGCCGCGGUAACUCCGAGACCGCAUUGACAGCUCUGCUCACGCUCGCUGGCAUUGAGGCGGACAGCGGCGACACAGCGCAGGCCUUGGCCACUCUUGAGGAAGCAAGGCCACACUUGGCCUUCUGUCCAUCACUGCUGCCUCAGUUCACGUCACUCAGGCAAAACCUGCUCAAGGAGAAGGAAAUCAAGCUGAAAAAACUCAAUGGAAAUAUCACCCUUGAUCAUGGAACAGUUAACGAUCUGGAAACUUUGAAAAGUUCAAAUGAAGAACGUGAUGUGGGGAAAACUCCUAAUUAUGCAGAGAAGGAUCAGAAAGAAAUUUCGUUAACUUCCUAGAUUAUUCGUUCGUGGUUCGAAUAAAAAAGGCCGUGAGGCUAGAAACUUUCAAAGAUAAAAAUGCUGAAUAAUCUGCGAUGUUGAAGCUUCAAAGAGGUUUUUGUAAAGGACUUAUGUUUUAUAUGCAUGGUUAUGAUUGAGGUCAAAAUAUACAAACUACUGCGACUUUGUUAUUAUAUAGUUGAACCUUCGUUUUAAAAAUCACGAUCCUCGACAUCACUCAUGAUUUUAGUGACAAUUUUCGGCAUAAUCGAAUGUAAGGAAGGAUGUAUGGAAUGUAAGGAUGUAUAUUAUAGUAUAUAUUAUAUUCCAGGUAAAGUGAACUUCCAUAGUAUCUUUCAUUGACUGUCCACAUUGCGACUGAAUCCAGAAUAACAGACAAUUAAAUGAAACUUGGAACAUUUUAUUUUAUUUAAAAAACUUAAAAGUAUUUCAGGCGGGAGUUAAAGAUUUAGACGUACCAAUUAAUUAAUAAUGGAUUCAACCUUGUUGAGCGGUUCAAAUGGCGCCAAUGUCAAGACAUAAUUUAAAUAAUUUUAUAUUAUGUUGCGUAGAGUUCAACUCGAAUAUAGAUUAAUUUCUUUCCUAAGGAAUUCUGAGAUUCUUUUUUAUGAGUUACAAAAACCUUGACAUUUCUACCUGUUUUCAUGAUAACAAUAAUUUUGUAAUGUUUUUUUUUGCAUUUUGUGAACGAAUUUGGUCACAAGUUCCAAAUUUAAAUUGCCUUAACUUAAUAAAUGAUCGACAUUAAAAAUUGCUUCUUUUCAACGCGAGUAAAACUUGGCUCAUGGUAACUUUUUUCUACCGAAAAUAUUUUUACAAUCGAGAAAAAAUUAUUGAUCAGCGUCUCUUGGGAUGAUUUUCAAUUUGAACAAUGACUCUUUGUGAAUAUAAACUGAUUCUCAACGUUGACGCUGAAAUAAUUAAUCUAUUAUUACUUGCACAAAGAUUUCGCACUAAUUUCAGCCUAUAACAUUGAGUUAAAUGUACCGUAAAACUCUUACUUGCUAUGAAUCAACACCCUAGUAUCAGUAAUACACUUAAAAUUUCAUUUACUUCUUUCAUACUCACAUCGACACAGCGCAACGAGAAUCUUAUCGCAGUUUUUGAAAACUUUUCUUGAGAAGAAGCGUCGAUUUUUUCCAACGGCUGGCAAGUAAGAAGGUAUGGAAGACCGAUGAAGUUUCAUGGAAAUAUCGGAGAGAAGAGUUUGGAAUUACACAAAGUUUGGAUCAUUUUUCAAGACGCCGUUCAUUGCUCCCUCUUGGCUGGCAGAAACUCUUGCCCUCCACAGAAUCGCUAUCAUUGUUCCAACGACGACUUCAACGCACGAAAUUCCAGUCGGGCUUCAAUAUCGGAGGCUCAAACUUGGAAAUUGACGUGCCGCUGAGAUAGAAAGCUUCUUGCCACUCGCCUACAUGCCGUGCUCUAACGGUGCUCACUACGAAACUUGUCUGCAAACUCUUCCUAUCACAUCUUCAAGUAUUCUGAAGUAUUAUUUCAUGUUACAUUUCUUAAAUAAAUAUUUGCAUUGAAUAUCCAUGACCACU
Molecule: messenger RNA, 4187 nt
Organism: Hyalella azteca
Lineage: Eukaryota; Metazoa; Arthropoda; Malacostraca; Amphipoda; Hyalellidae
Exons: 20
Coding region: 1-2637 (878 amino acids)
Molecular function (GO): protein binding
Source: RefSeq, a predicted model, not a curated record